Messenger RNA from Suillus plorans, 849 nucleotides. RefSeq lists its product as uncharacterized. The coding region runs from base 1 to 849 and encodes 282 amino acids. NCBI's taxonomy places the organism in Eukaryota, Fungi, Basidiomycota, Agaricomycetes, Boletales, Suillaceae. The transcript has 3 exons. The record is from RefSeq and is a predicted model, not a curated record.
AUGAUUAUACAGUCCCCCGAGCUUGUGUCCACAUUGUGUACGCCUGGCUCGACUGUCACCAGAGAUCCCAGGCCUGUUAGUCACACUUCAGCCCCUCUUGCCACUCUGGACGGGCUAAGGACCCCCGCCCCCCCACUCAAUAAAUUGUCCCAACUCAAGGCCACCCCAAUUGCACUCGGGUCAGCUGUUAUAAGCGAACAUAUUGCUACUCUAGGCGUCGGCGUAGAUGAUGUCCGCCCAUGGAUCGCGCGGGAUAUCCAGAACUUCAAGAAGUGCGAUGUUGACUGUAUGUUGCAGAACAUCCUUAGUGACUGCAAACUUGGUACCUCUGACUCGGCAUCCCUCGGUCAAUGCGAGGAGUCUGCCCUACUUCAAACUUGCCUCGAGGCCGUCUUACCCCUCUGCAACGAGACCCGCGCCGCCAAGGAUAUCAAGGACCUCCUAUCAGAAUAUAUUAAUUCACCUGGAGAAGUUCCUUCAUACGAGCCAUUUGUUGGAGCUGCCAAUUGUGCGCUCCUUCAACUGAGCGCUUUGAAUGUGCCUGGACUAGUGGGUUCCAAGGAUUCCGAAGACCACGAUAACAUACUGUUUCAUCACAACGACAAGCCCAUACGCCAAAUGCACCAGGGCGUCGAGUCCUCCCGCAAGCCUGACGUGGUCAUUGUCUCUUGGGACACCGCCCAGAAAGUGCAGCAAGAUGGAGAUUGCUAUUGUAAGAAAGAUAUGUACACUAAGCUGGCGUGCAACAAGCCCCAUGGGAACUUCCAAUGGAAGAACGUUCUAUCGACAGUAGAAUUCAAAUACACCAAACGUCGUCCAGGUCACGGUCCUCCUCCACCUUCGGCUUAA